AUGAGAAGAGGAGAGGAGAAGAGUAGAGGAGAAGAGGAGAGGAGAAGAGGAGAGGAGAAGAGGAGAGGAGAAGAGGAGAGGAGAAGGGGAGAGGAGAGCAGGAGAAGGGGAGAGGAGAAGAAGAGAGGAGGAGAUGGGAAGGGGGAGAAAGAGAUGGGUAAGGAGAGUAAGGAGAGUAAGGAGAUAAGCUGA
This is a messenger RNA of Botrytis sinoallii, 192 nucleotides long. RefSeq lists its product as uncharacterized. The record is from RefSeq and is a predicted model, not a curated record. The coding region runs from base 1 to 192 and encodes 63 amino acids. NCBI's taxonomy places the organism in Eukaryota, Fungi, Ascomycota, Leotiomycetes, Helotiales, Sclerotiniaceae. The transcript has a single exon.